Messenger RNA from Cuscuta europaea, 2699 nucleotides. Lineage: Eukaryota; Viridiplantae; Streptophyta; Magnoliopsida; Solanales; Convolvulaceae. The record is from the annotation of a GenBank genome assembly.
ACGAAGUUGAGGCAAACACAGAGUUAGUCUCAUCACCGAGCAAGAGUACAAAGAAAAAAGAUGGAUGAGGUCUGGAAGUUGCACAGGGAGAGAAGGAAAUUUUUCUAUGUCAACGCAAAUAUGUUUUGGAUAUUCUUGAUGAGACAGGUUUGACUCGGGCCAAGCCUGCUACGUUUCCUAUGCCACAAAACCAUGGUUUACAAUCUGUCGAGGGAUCAUUCUCCUCAGAACCAGAUCGAUAUCGCCGUUUAUGCAAGCUCCUCGAUUUGUGCACUGGGACGCUGUUAUCUGGGUUCUUGGCUACCUAAAAGGCCAUCCUGGCCAGGGGAUUAUCCUCGGACGACACUCACCCCUCUCUCUCUUGUGGGUUACUGUGAUUCUGAUUGGACCAGUUGUCCCAACACACGGCGUUCCGUUACCGGCUAUUUUGUCACACUUGGGGGCUCUCUUGUCUCUUGGCAGACUAAGAAGCAAGUUACGGUGUCUCGUUCAUCCGCGGAAGCUGAAUACAGAUUCAUGGCUACUCUUACAUGUGAACUUCUUUGGCUCAAAAGUCUCUCCUCCUCCUUGUGUAUCAAACUGACACCCAUACAGUUUCAUUAUCUUCUUGCCAAGAUGGGCAUUCAAGACCCCCAUGCUCCAUCUCUAGGGGGUGUUGGACUGUACGUGGGUUUGUACAUAUACGUACGCAUGCAUGGCCUAGACCAGGGUACAGAUAGGCGGAUUUACGCAUCUGAGCACCCGGAAGGCAGAUUGAAAGCGAGGAAAGUCUCCGAGUUCAAUUGCUUUUGUCCUGCUGAGCGGAAUGGUAAGAAGGGAGUGACCUUGAGGGGGCAAUAAUGCUUCCUAUCCAGCCGACCGGAAAAUCGGAAGCAUUAUAGCCUAUUUUUAUUUAUAGAGGAACGGAGUAGCUCCCUUCCCCCGAAUCACUACUAAAUGGUGGCGUUCAAUCUUUUCGAAAUUUCUUCUCCUCACCUGAUGGUCGAUUGGCCUGACACACUUCCGUGUACUAGCGAAAGCGUUACGACUAUUUGGUGGAGAUCAUAUUCACGCGCAAUUGGUGUGAGACAGCUUAAUACGCCCCCACAAGAUGGUGGCUCGUUGGAGGAGAUCAAUCUUGUUGUCCGUGUGCUCAUUGUUGAGACUUACCGGGAUCUAAUUACUCGUUGGAGCUUAAUUUGCUCUGAUACCAUAUUAAGACUUUGGGUUCCAUCCUAAAAGGUCAACCUGUUAGGAGGAGUAAUCGAAGGCUUUAUAUGUUGAUUUGUAUUUCUAUACGCAACCGGCGUGGGACAACAUAAUAGUGUUGGGUGUGUUUCGAAAAAAACGAAGAAAUAUUAAUUAAAUAAAAUUAAUUAAUAAACAAAAUAGCUAAAAGAAAACAGAAAAUAAGAUGGAGCAGAUUUUAGCCAGAGCUCGUGCUACGCACGAUGUCCUUAAAACGUAUUCGUCGCCUCCCACGGUGCUGGGAGCGUUGCAACGACCGUUUCCCAGGAUACGGUGGCUAACGAACGAAAGUUCCGGCGAACUGGAACACAGUAAGAACACUUAGGAAAUUUGGGAGUAGCUGGAAGUGUUUUUCGCUCAAGAAAACGUGAGGAAUGUAUUGUGUGUUGUCAAAACCGUGUGUUUGUUGCAAAGCACUUGCCAGCUAUUUAUAGGAGGAUUUGUUGUGUUUUAAAUGGGGUGUUAAUGGACCUGAACGUUGGACAUCAAUGACCAGUCCGUUGGGCAUUGAAUCGUCCAUAAACUGUCCAUUUAACGCAGCAUUAAAAGAGAAGAACGUUGGGCAUUAACUUUCGUAACGAUAGAAUUGCGCGACAGAAGACCCCAACAGAAUACCCCCUGUGAUGGGUUCUGCCCGAAGCCAAGAGAACUUAACCGUAUCUCUUGAGAGAUAGAUUUUUGGACGGCAUUCGUGUCCGCAGGUCGCCCGCGCACACGAGUCGCGGUUUUUCUUCUCCGUUUCGGGAUUUGAUCGGCACCCCCCUGCGCGUAAGAGAGAGCUUUUACCCUUAGGAAUCUUAUCUCCUUAAAAGAGGCUUCCCUUUAUAAGGGGGUGAAAAUCCCUUGAGUUUUUCGGUGUGGGAUAAAACACUCUAGAAACUCAUCAUUUUCCUAGUUUUUCCAUUUCAACGAGUGAACUUCGAGAAUCAAUUUCUCAUUCACCCGUUAUCCGUUUUGAGUGUAUCACAUAUCGAAUUGUAUCCCUUAACAAGGACAAUCCGAAACCACUUUGACCCGACCCAAAUCGAAAGUGGACCCCACUCAAAUAAUUGCCCCAAAAUGACCAUUUAAUGCAAUUUUUAACACAUUUUUCCAACAAAUAGUUGAUGUGUUAGUGUUUAGAUUUAGAGUAUGUUGAAUUGCCAUGCUUAAAGAUAGGGAAAUAUUAUGUUUUAGAUGGGGCCUUUUUGUAUUAGCAAUUUGGUAUUCAAAACCACAUUUACUGUGUGUAACACCCCCAUUUUUCCCGCCCAAAAUAAUACUUGAAAUAAAAAUAUAUUGAUAACAACCUUGAUUUAUUCCUUAAAAAUAGAUAGAGUUCUGCAACGGAAAUAACGUUAAUGGAAAAAGGGUGUGUUACCGCUACACCCAGUCCUCAACUUGGCUGGAUGUUAAGGCUAUCCACCAUGAGUUCAACCGAAUUAAAAUUUUAAAUUCUAAAUUUAAUAACAUAAUUUAAACUAAGUGAAGAC